This is a messenger RNA of Oncorhynchus masou masou (cherry salmon), 4331 nucleotides long. RefSeq names its product ubiquitin thioesterase Zranb1-like. The transcript has 10 exons. Gene Ontology annotation, cellular component: nucleus; cytoplasm. Gene Ontology annotation, biological process: protein K33-linked deubiquitination; protein deubiquitination involved in ubiquitin-dependent protein catabolic process; cell migration. NCBI's taxonomy places the organism in Eukaryota, Metazoa, Chordata, Actinopteri, Salmoniformes, Salmonidae. The record is from RefSeq and is a predicted model, not a curated record. The coding region runs from base 862 to 3087 and encodes 741 amino acids. Gene Ontology annotation, molecular function: K63-linked polyubiquitin modification-dependent protein binding; cysteine-type deubiquitinase activity.
CAGUCUGUCAUUGGUAAAAUAGUCAUGAUGAUUGAUGGUGGUCUAGAACUUCCAUCGAUUACUUUUUUAAUAACCUGCCCUUUACUGCAGACUGCUGCAGUAUAUAUCUUUUUUUAAAUCCAAAAUAUGACGUCAUCCUAAUGUCCCUUAAAGAUAUACAGCUGAGAUACAGACGUAAACAAAUUACAUGACGGUGGCUCCGGGAAUGGGGUGUAAAUGUAAUAUUCCGUGGUUCAUAAUUUGAGCCAAGACUACAGCAAUUCAUUACUGUUUCAUAUUAUUUUGACUUCAGAGACGGCUAAAAUAAAGCCACAGGUAUAACAAAGAGGUAUACAUAUUUGAUAAAGCUUGUUAACUAUUGGCAACGAACGACGUAUUGCAUAGCAAACAGGAGGAAUACAAAAAAACGAUCCAAUCAAUUUGCCCGGUGAAUCCAGGUGCUAAAUCCUUCUGCUUCUCUCUGGAGUGUAUUUUUUUUCCAGUGUCCCCCCACGCCGCCAUUAAAGACCGACAGAACGGUGGUUGAAAUUUGGGAUUAAAAUGAUUUAAAGCCCUGGAGAGACUGCAUCGGGGGUGUUGUUCUAUUGCAUAGGUAUCGGAGCUACGUACAAACGGAAACUUAAAUAUGUGUCUUUUGACCAACUGAAAGCUUGACUUCGGGACAUCCAGAUUGGGUUUCGUUGGGAAAGCGCGAGCGAUAUAACGUUCAUGUUGGACUGAAGCUCAAGAGCGGUUUGUUGUGGUUGCGCGUUGAAGGAGUGUAAACACAGGAAAAGCAACCUGCUUGCCUGUGCCUCCUUGAGUGGAGCUGCCAACCAGAGUCCCUCCCAGCAGCAGCCAUCACCCAGCGGUGGAGUGACGAUGACUGAGCUGGGUGCCAAGUGGGCCUGUGAGUACUGCACGUUUGAGAACUGGCCUUCUGCCAUCAAGUGCACCAUGUGCCGCGCCCAGAGGCCCAGCGUUGGUGCCAUCAUCACCGAGGAGCCCUUUCGGAGCACCCCUGGCCUGGACUCCAGCCACCAGUGGGAACGUCUGAGUCACAGCAACAACCCACCCCAGGGAGGCUCCAGUCUCCUAAUCUGCCCAGACUCCAGUGCCCGCCCCCGUGUCCGCAUCACAGACUCCCCCGAGCCCCCCUCCAGCAAAUGGUCCUGCCACAUGUGCACCUACUUAAACUGGCCCUGUGCCAUUCGCUGCACUCAGUGUCUGUGCCAGCGGCAUCAGGGACAUCAGCGCCACCAGGGGCUGGCGCAGCAGCCACGCAUUUCCACCGAGUCACCCCAGACCUCAGGCUCAGGAUGCCGACCCACACCCCCAUGCACCCCUACGGACCCCUGUGAGGAGUAUAACGACCGCAACCGCCUCAACACCCACGCCCAGCACUGGACCUGUGCCGCCUGCACUUAUGCAAACUGGACUAAAGCGUGCAAAUGUGUGGUGUGUGACCACUCCAGGCACAAGAGCUUGGCAAAACCCAUCGAACUGGCCUUGAAGCCCGAGAACCUACCACCCUCCAUACUCAACGAGCAGGACAGUGACAACAGGAGGGGGGGGGUGGGAAGGGGCGGAAGUGGAGUAGUGGGGUGCUGCGGCAGCCAGAGGAGGUCCCCGCCCACCUCCAAACGGGAGGUUGAGGCUAAAAUGGACUUUCAGAGGAAUGAGCUGGCAUUGGGAGCCGGAAUUGGGAGCAUAGAGGAGCGGCAGGUGGACUUUAAGAGGCUUAAACAGAUGAAGAACAGGAUGAGGAGGACUGACUGUUUGUUUCUCAAUGCGUGUGCAGGUGUGGUAGAGGGGGACCUGGCUGCAGUAGAGGCCUAUAAAUCGUCAGGGGGGGACAUCGCCAGGCAGCUGACGUCCGACGAGGUGCGCCUUCUCAACCGGCCCUCGGCCUUUGACGACAGCUUCACCCUGGUCCACCUGGCCAUCCGCUUCCAGAGGAAGGACAUGCUGGCCGUGCUCCUCACUGAGGUGUCCCAGCAGGCAGCUAAGUGUAUCCCAGCCAUGGUGUGCCCUGAGCUGACAGAGCAGAUCCGUCGUGAGGUGGCUGCCUCCCUGCACCAGCGCAAGGGAGAAUUCACCUGCUACUUUCUCACUGACCCGGUCACCUUCACCCUGCCAGCAGAUAUCGAGGACUUGCCCCCAACAGUUCAGGAAAAACUGUUUGACGAGGUGCUGGACCGAGAUGUACAGAAAGAGCUGGAGGAGGAAUCUCCUAUCAUCAACUGGUCUAUAGAGCUUGGCACGCAGUUGGACAGCAGGCUGUAUGCCCUGUGGAACCGCACAGCUGGGGACUGCCUGUUAGACUCAGUAUUGCAGGCCACCUGGGGCAUCUAUGACAAGGACUCUGUCCUCCGCAAGACCCUUCACGACACUCUGCACGACUGCUCCCACUGGUUCUACACACGCUGGAAGGAGUGGGAGUCGUGGUAUUCCCAAAGCUUCGGCUUGCACUUCUCACUCAGAGAGGAACAGUGGCAGGAAGACUGGGCUUUCAUCCUCUCACUGGCCAGCCAGCCUGGAGCCAGCCUGGAGCAGACUCAUAUUUUUGUUCUUGCACACAUUCUUCGUAGACCAAUCAUCGUCUAUGGAGUGAAGUACUACAAAAGUUUCCGUGGUGAAACACUUGGGUACACCCGUUUUCAAGGUGUGUACUUGCCCCUGCUGUGGGAGCAGAGUUUCUGUUGGAAGAGUCCCAUUGCUCUGGGCUACACGCGCGGCCACUUCUCUGCACUGGUGGCCAUGGAGAAUGACGGCUUCAACAAUCGGGGCGCAGGCGCCAACCUCAACACAGACGAUGAUGUCACCAUCACCUUCCUACCGCUGGUGGACAGUGAGAGAAAGUUGCUCCACAUCCACUUCCUCUCAGCACAGGAGAUGGGGAACGAGGAGCAGCAGGAGAAGCUGUUGAGGGAGUGGUUGGACUGCUGCGUGACAGAGGGUGGAGUGCUGGUGGCCAUGCAGAAGAGCUCCCGCCGGCGGAACCACCCCCUGGUAACACAGAUGGUAGAGAAGUGGCUGGACGGCUACCGACAGAUCCGCCCCUGUGCUUCGCUCUCCGACGGUGAGGAAGAGGAGGAUGAUGAGUGACAACUGGAGUAGGCAGGAGUCCACCCUCUUUUUUUUGUUUUUCCUCUUUUACUUACAUGGACAAACUGUGAAAGGGCAGGGAAUCACCUUACCAUGGCAGAGGACACACAUAAGAAAAACUCCGUUGCUGCAAAAAAACUUGGGGAUGACAGAAAUAAUGGAUUGUAGAUUUCAAAUGCUAAUGAUCUUCUCAAAUGUAAAUGCAUGUGGUUGUUUAAAAAAGUAUAAGGAAAUAUACCAGUAUUGGUUUAUGAUGGCCAUCGAUGAAAGUACACUUCCUAAAUGACUGUCCUUUUUAGUAGUUUUUCCAGUUGAAAUAGUUCUUGUUUUUUGACGGGCAUGGUCUAGGCCAACAUAUCUUUGUCAGGGCAUCCAACAGAAAACUGCUGCAAUUGUGUACUAUGAAUUUAAUUCUUAAAGGGAUACUUCAGGAUUUUCUCACCAAAGCCCUUUAUCUACUUCCCCAGAGUCAGAUGAACCCAUGGAAGAUACCAUUUGUCUCUGUAUCCAGUAUGAAGGAAGUUAGAGGUAGUUUCGCAAGCCAAUCCUAACUAGCAUUAGCGCAGUGAAUGGUAUCUACUAGCAGUUAUCAUAGGCUUUGUCAUUGUGCUAAUGCUCGUUAGCAACUUCAUUCAAAUGCAGGGGCAAAUGGUAUCCACAGGUUCAUCUGGGGAAGUAGAUAAAGGGUUUCAUUGACAAAAUCCCCAUAGUAACCCUUUUAAAACUAAGCACUACACAUUUGACUAACUGCUUGAAAUAAGGUCAUUUUCAAAGCUACAUAAAUUAAGUUCCCUUCUCACCUCAACUAGUGUCACUAAGGUCUUGGAUCAUACACAUUGGUGUUUAGUUUACCCUUUUCCCCAGAAUGGCUAAAAUUAAGUAUUUUCUUGAUCUCAACUAAUUCUCCUUAUGUUUGGGAGCUUUUGAGCUGAGAUUGUCAUUUCUUUCAAUCUUGAUGUUUUGUGGCAGACCUUUUUGCUGUGAGGAAAAUAACCAUCUGUGGAAGUUUACUUCAGCACCUCAUGUUUGGUGCUUUGGAGGAGUGUGAGUAAGUCACAUUCAACGUCUACAUUAAAACAAUUCUCAUGUUUCUUUUUCUCUGUCCUGCUAUUCUUCCCUGUCAAGUUUAACCCAUGGUACCUGUGUUUUUCCUAUAAUGUAUGCUUCUUGUCUAUGUGAACCCAUCUUGAAUUAAGGUAUUUGUGAGACUGCACAUGAACCAAAGUUAAAAUAUCAUGGUCAUA